Messenger RNA from Culicoides brevitarsis, 3368 nucleotides. RefSeq names its product carnitine O-palmitoyltransferase 1, liver isoform (gene whd). Lineage: Eukaryota; Metazoa; Arthropoda; Insecta; Diptera; Ceratopogonidae. The record is from RefSeq and is a predicted model, not a curated record. The coding region runs from base 363 to 2774 and encodes 803 amino acids. Gene Ontology annotation, cellular component: mitochondrion. Gene Ontology annotation, molecular function: carnitine O-palmitoyltransferase activity. The transcript has 10 exons. Gene Ontology annotation, biological process: fatty acid metabolic process; carnitine metabolic process.
UAAAACUCAAGCAGAACGGAUGCAAAAUUUAAAGUCUCCUUAAUAUUUUUUUUCGUCUUCGGAAAACGUCUUCGUCACUCGUGCAGUAGUGAAUUUAAUCAAUUAACACAAACAAACAAAAAAUUAAUUAAAAAAGUAAUUGAAGAAAUCGAAAAUUUCUCGAGAGCAAAAAUAAAUAGUGCAAACAAACAAAACAAAAACACACGAAGAAAAAAAAAAUUUUUUUGAAAGACUGAAAAAAACAUUGAAAAACAAACUUUUACCACAUGUAAUUCGACCCUGGAUUGAAUUGUGCAUUAAUUCCAAAUCGUCGAAUUUGAAGAAAUUUCGUGUACUUAUCGUGUCGACGAAACAGCUGAACCAUGGCUGAAGCGCAUUCAGCUGUUGCCUUCUCCUUCAGCAUCACGCACGAAGGAUGGGACAUCAACUACGAUCACGAAGUCCUCAACUUGGUAUGGGAAUCUGGCGUGAGAUCAUGGAAAAAACGCUUUGCGCGUUUCAUGAACAAAGUUCACAAUGGCGUGUAUCCCGCACACGUUCACACAAUGUGGCUCGCGUUAUGUGUCGCAAUGGGAAUUCAUUUUAGCGGCUACCGAACGCCUUUUGAUUUAGUAAAUAUCAUUUUGCCGUAUUUGCCGGGACAAACGAUGGGAUGGCAGAUGUUUGCAAGCGGAUUAGUUGGAAUUUUCUUUUGGCUGUGCAUUUGUUACACGAUGCGAUACACGUUGAAGUUGCUCUUCAUGUACAAAGGAUGGAUGUAUGAAGCACGCGGGCCCGGAUCAAAACCGUCGUUAAAGACGAAACUUUGGGUUGUUUUGGUUAAAAUCUUCUUGAAAUGGAAUAAACCGUCGUUGUACAGUUUUCAAGGAUCUUUACCGAGAUUGCCAUUGCCGAGUGUUCAUGACACCCUUGAUCGAUAUUUGCAAUCAGCUCGUCCCUUGUUGGAUGAUGCGAAUUACGAAAGGAUCGUCAAAUUGGCGCAAGAAUUCGAAAAUGGUAUUGCGAAGAAGUUGCAAUGGUAUUUGGUACUCAAGAGUUGGUGGUCAACGAAUUACGUGUCAGAUUGGUGGGAAGAAUACGUUUAUUUGAGAGGAAGAGGCGCAUUGAUGGUUAACAGCAACUUUUACGGAAUUGACGCCAUUUUCAUGCAUCCGACAACUGUUCAAGCUGCUCGUGCUGCGAGUGUUACACAUAUUUUGCUGAAUUUCCGUCGCACUGUUGAACGUCAAGAACUCGAACCUAUCAUGGUACAAGGCCUUGUUCCUCUCUGCUCAUGGCAAUAUGAACGAAUUUUCAACACAGUUCGCGUUCCGGGAAGAGAAACUGACAAAAUUGUGCAUUAUCCUGACUCGAAUCACAUUGUUGUCUUAUACAAAGGAUGUUAUUACAAAAUGAUCAUUUAUCACAAAGGAAGAAUUUUGAAGCCCUGUGAAUUACAAAUUCAAUUCGAGAACAUUUUGGCAUCGAAAGCAACUCCUCUCGCAGGCGAAGAACGCGUUGCAGCACUCACAGCAUGGAAUCGUACAAAAUGGGCUGAAACACGAGAAACUGUCUUCAGUAAAGGCGUCAACAAAACCUCAUUGUAUCUCAUUGAAAGUGCAGCUUUUGUCUUGUCACUCGAUGAAGAGCCAUACGAAUUCGAUCUUGAACAUCCCGAGAAACUCGAUCAUUAUGGCAAAGUUUUGUUGCAUGGAAAUGGACACAACAGAUGGUUCGAUAAGAGUUUCACUGUGUGCAUUGGUACAAAUGGGCGUGUUGGAUUCAAUGCGGAACACACUUGGGCUGAUGCAGCUGUCAUGUCCCAUGUUUGGGAAUCGAUGGUUAUGGAAGAGUCGGAUUCGUCACGGGGCGACGCUGUGGUUAUGGGGCACACGGCGGAAGAAGCCGUUGGCGAUUCUUGUCUUAAGGAAUCAUAUGAUGAGAAUGGCAACACAAAAGGAACUCCUGAAUUUGAACCUCCUGUUCCGACGAGAUUGUCAUGGGAUUUGAACAAUGAGAAGACAUUAGGAUUGAUUCAAGAAGCUUACGAUGAAGCACAAAUCUUGCUUAAUGAUGUUGACUUAAGGAUCUUAGUUCACAACCAAUAUGGCAAAGGAUUUAUGAAGACAUGCAAACUUUCGCCUGAUGCGUAUAUCCAAAUGGCAUUGCAAUUGGCUUAUUAUAGAGAUGCGGGCAAAUUUUCACUCACAUACGAAGCAUCGAUGACGAGAUUGUUCCGUGAAGGUCGUACAGAAACGGUUCGCCCUUGCACUAUUGAAUCUGCGGCGUGGGUUAAAUCCAUGGAAGAUCCUAAUUCGACGACUGAAGAACGCGUUGCCCUCUUGAAAAAAGCCUCAUUGCGUCAUCAACGCGGAUAUCAAGAUGCGAUGUGCGGAAAAGGAAUUGACAGACAUCUCUUCUGCUUGUAUGUCGUCUCGAAAUACCUCGAAGUUGAUUCGCCCUUCUUGAAGGAAGUUCUCAGCGAACCAUGGCGCUUGUCGACAAGUCAAACGCCUCAUGGACAAACAAACAAAAUGGACCUGAAGAAAUAUCCGAACUGCAUUAGUGCGGGAGGCGGCUUUGGACCUGUCGCAGAUGAUGGAUAUGGCGUUUCGUACAUCGUUGCGGGCGAAGAUUUGCUCUUCUUCCAUAUCUCAUCGAAAAAAUCAUGCGAAAAAACUAGUUCCGAGGGCUUUGCUCAACAAAUUUGCAAGUCGCUGGCUGACAUUAGACUGCUAUUUGAGGACUAUAAACGUCUCCAAAACAAACCAAUUGCCAACGGAUCGAGCAAAUAACUGCAAUAGUACGUGUGAAAUUAGUGAGAGAAACAAAAAAAAAUGUUUUUUUUUUUGAAGAGACUGUCAAGCAUGAAAAACAUCAAACGACAAUGAAUCUUCGUCGUCAGAUAAUUAAGUCAUUUAACUCCUAAUUUAAUAUUUUUGUUAAUUUUUAAGGGAAUUCUGUUUUUGUUGUUGGUUUGUUUCUAUAGAAAAAAAAAUAAUUUUUUAUUAGGAUAAUUAAGUGACUCGUAAUUUAAGGCAAAAUUUUCUCCCAAUCAACUACUCGUUAACUACUAAAAAAAAUGUAACUGAAUUAAAAAUGUGAACCAAUUUUGUGCAAAAAAAAUGCAAUGAGGCGUCGAUGCCAAUCAACAGAGAUUUUAUCUAUCAACGACAAAUUUUAACUUCCGAAAAUAAAUUUUGAUAUACUUUUUCACAUUUUACAAACAAGGUUUUCCAACAAAAUACUUAAAAACUUAAAUAAUUUAUAGAAUUGUAUUUACAAUAUUUACCAUGAAACGAAAAAAAAGUCACGCAAAAUGAUAUUUUUAAGUAACAAACUGAAAAAUUUUAAAGUGAGAAAUAAAGAUAUAAUUAUAUAAAAGAAAA